Molecule: messenger RNA, 561 nt
Organism: Saccoglossus kowalevskii
Lineage: Eukaryota; Metazoa; Hemichordata; Enteropneusta; Harrimaniidae
Product: serine/arginine-rich splicing factor 4-like
Source: RefSeq, a predicted model, not a curated record
AUGCGACUGACCAUUAAAAAAGAAAAAGCUGCUAUCGCCGCCGAAAGCGCAACUGGACAAAACUACUACGUAGAAUACGAGGGAAAACGGAAAAGGCGACGAAGGAAAAAGCAGAAACAUUCAGUUGUCAUCAAGCACAACGUCGUGGAUCCAAUUAGCGGUCAGGUAAAGAGUACAAAGUCGAACGGUACCGCUAACAGAAGAACUAGCGACGAUUACGAAGCGCCGAUUCGAAGCUCGAAGCGUUCCCGAUCUGAGAAACGAUCGCGGUCCGAGUCCCCAAGUAAAUCUAAAUCUCUAGGUGACACCAACCGUUCACAGAGUGAAGACCGGUCAUCUUCCACGAAAGGAAGGCGCCCUCUCCACCAUAAGGUCUCACUCUCCCCGGGUGAGUAUCUCGCGAGAGCUGACUUGGAAGAUAAGGUCCACCAAGUCGAAGAUCUUCAGAAAUCGCUGACAAUAUCGCCGGAAAGAGAGCGAAAACACCGUCGGAGACGUCACGAAAGGUCACGAGACAACAGACGUAACCAUGAACGCCGGGACAAAGCACAGAAAGACUAA